Messenger RNA from Spodoptera frugiperda (fall armyworm), 1169 nucleotides. RefSeq names its product tetraspanin-13 (gene Tsp97E). Gene Ontology annotation, cellular component: membrane. The transcript is spliced from 7 exons. The record is from RefSeq and is a predicted model, not a curated record. The coding region runs from base 367 to 1023 and encodes 218 amino acids. NCBI's taxonomy places the organism in Eukaryota, Metazoa, Arthropoda, Insecta, Lepidoptera, Noctuidae.
AUGUAUGACAGAAUGAUACAUACUUUUACAGUCAUUGUCGUUUCGUAAAGAUAAUGCUCUUUUCUAAUAAUUCCGUGCCGUAUUUCUUCUAGUAUUCUCCUCAAUGGAUGGAUACACUAUUAGCAUACGGGUGUACAUUUAUUUUUUAAUUUAUUGAACAACUGAUUGAAGCUUCGUAUUCUUUAUACUUAUUGGAUAAGUUCAACAUCUGCGUUACGUUUUCCAACAAUUAAAAGACAUUUAUCUAUAAAAUACGUGCGCAGUAUUUUACUUAUUGUAUACUAUAUUGAUAAGGUGUUGUAGUUUGUGAAAAUAGAUUUGUGUGUUAAUGAAUUAGUGGGUUUUGUAUAAGUGACUGGCGUCAAAAUGUGUGGAGGAUUCACUUGUUCGAAGAAUGCAUUGAUUGCAUUAAAUAUUCUUUAUGUGGUGGUGGCUAGCAUUCUGAUAUCAGUGGCGGUGUACGGGCAGGCGUCGUCACUGGUCACCAACCUGCCAAUAGUUGGUGGUAUCCUGGCAUGUGGGGUGUUCCUCAUCUUGAUUUCUUUGCUAGGGCUGCUUGGAGCAGUCAAGCACCAUCAAGUUAUGCUAUUCUUUUACAUGGUGAUCCUGUUCCUGCUGUUUUUAGUUCAGUUUUCAGUGGCAUGUGCUUGCCUGACUGUUAAUUCAGACCAUCAGGAAAUGUUGGCUCGGCAAGGAUGGAACAAAGUGGGUAUGGAUGUGAAAGAACAAGUUCAGGAGAGGUUCCAGUGCUGUGGCUUCCAAAACAGAGCGCCUGAGAAUGGCACUGCUGAGCACCCCUCUUGUGACCUUGUGGAUAAAAUCUGCUGUGCAAAUAUGCUUGAUGCUCCAAAUUGUCAAUGUGACCCAUGUAUGGACAAAUUGAAACAGACCAUUGACUAUGCAUUCAAGCUGUGUGGUGGCAUAGGACUAUUCUUUAGUUUCACUGAGUUUCUGGGUGUAUGGUUGACAGUAAGAUACCGUAACCAAAAGGAUCCGCGUGCUAACCCCAGUGCAUUUCUGUGAAUGAUCUGACGAUGUGGAAUUUAAUCACUUGAGUUAUUCGCUGUAUGGCUCGCCCGACGAUACCGCAACCAACCCGACCCUAAUUAUAAGGAACCUCACGCCAUUUUCCCUAGAAAGAAUUACCUGUAUUAAAGUACUAAGUUUUA